AUGAGAGGAGACAAGUUUGUGGAGGAGCUCGCCGGACACAUCAAGGAAAGCGAAGUCAGACUGGUUCGGGAGCAUCUGGGGGAGAAGGAGGUGGAGCUCUCUCUGAUUUUCGACCACGUGGACGAGGCCGACCUGAACAACUACACCUGCUACGUGGAGAACAGCAUCGGCCGGAGGGGAGGGAGCGCCCUGCUGCUCAAGAAAGGUCAGAUGCCCUCCCACAUGUACAGACUGGAGCUGGCCGGGGGUCUCGGGGUAAUCCUGUUGGUUCUCGGGGUACUCACGGCGCUCUACAAGUGCUACAACCUGGAGCUGCUCUUGUGCUACAGGAGACACUUCGGCAGCGACGAGACCGAAGACGACAAUAAAGAGUACGACGCUUAUCUGUCCUACACCAAAGUCGACCUGGACAACAUCGGACGUCCGAGCAGCGACGAGGAAACUUUCGCUCUGGAAAUCCUCCCCGAUGUUCUGGAAAAACACUACGGAUACAAACUGUUCAUCCCCGACAGAGACCUCAUCCCCAGCUCCACGUACAUCGAGGACCUGGCCCGGAGCGUGGAACAGUCUCGUCGUCUCCUCUUCGUCCUGACGCCGGAGUUCGUGGCCAAACGCGGCUGGAGCAUUUUCCAGAUCGAGACUCGACUCCACGCGAUGCUCGUCACCGGGAGAUCAAAGGUCGUCAUGAUCGAGUGUCCGGACUUGAAGAACGUGAUGAACUAUCAGGAGGUGGAGGCGCUCAAACACACCAUCAAGGUCCUGACCAUCAUCAAGUGGAGAGGUCCCAAAAGCAACGACCUGUCCUCAAAGUUCUGGAAGCAGCUGGUUUAUGAAAUGCCGUCCAAACGCAGAGAGACUCUGUCCAGACGACAGGUGAUGGACUCGGGGGAGCAGGGUCUGUUCGGGGACCUUCAGACCACGGUGUCCACCAUCGCCAUGACGACGACCUCCGCCUCUCUGGCCCCGCCCAACGACACUCGGCACGCCCACCACCAGGUUGCCUUGGCGACAGAGAUCCCGGACUAUAACCAGAUGACUUUACCUCUGGGGGGCGGUCACGCCACGGCGGCGCAGAUGAGGCAUUUCUGUCGCAGCUACGAGUUCCAGCUGCCCCCGCAGGCCCCGCCCCUGACCCCGCCCCUCGCCCCGCCCACCACCGUGCAGUUCUCCACGCUGGGCCCCGGGGGGCGCCACGUGUACUGCAACAUCCCCAUGACUCUGCUGAACGGACAGGUGCCCAAGAGCAAUACACUUGGCAAGAAACCCGACGUCCACAUGAGCAGCACGUUUAUCCCCCUCACCAACAGAGAACUAAGCUCUGACAUCUGGUAG
Molecule: messenger RNA, 1332 nt
Organism: Boleophthalmus pectinirostris (great blue-spotted mudskipper)
Lineage: Eukaryota; Metazoa; Chordata; Actinopteri; Gobiiformes; Gobiidae
Gene: il1rapl2
Product: interleukin 1 receptor accessory protein-like 2
Exons: 11
Coding region: 1-1332 (443 amino acids)
Biological process (GO): signal transduction
Source: RefSeq, a predicted model, not a curated record